This is a messenger RNA of Spea bombifrons (plains spadefoot toad), 1248 nucleotides long. It is a transcript of the gene VSTM1, whose product is annotated as V-set and transmembrane domain containing 1. Lineage: Eukaryota; Metazoa; Chordata; Amphibia; Anura; Pelobatidae. Bases 1 to 1248 code for a protein of 415 amino acids. The record is from RefSeq and is a predicted model, not a curated record. The transcript is spliced from 7 exons.
AUGGCUUGGCUCAAAGAAAAGAAUUUUGACACAAAUUCCUCCAGCUGCUCCUUCUCUAUACCGGUCCGGGAUAUCUCAGAUCUCAGAUGCUUAUAUGUUGUUCAGGUUUCAGGUUCAUUGAAGCAUCAGAUACGAUCACCACCGAGUGACCCUGUGCAACCCGCUAAAGCUCACUGGGUUGGUGUAAUGGGAACCAAGGAGUCUACCGGAUCGCCCCUGGCCAUCGUUGUGAAAGCCGGCUACAAAAUGGGUAGCCGCUCCGGUUCUCUGAGUAAAGGUUCUCCUCCAGGGAUAAAGGGCAUCGUUUAUAUCAUUAGUUUACCAGAUUGGCUGCUGACGGGAUUUUAUAUCACAUCAGGACAGCCGCCGGCACCGACAAUCACAGCCUUUCCCGGCAGAGUGAUAAACAGAGGGGACACCGUAACUAUCCGGUGCGAAGCUACAAUCAACAAACUGCGGUUUCAUCUGUAUCAUGGCACUAAUAUCCGGUAUUUAGAUGCUGAAGGGAACAGAGCAGACUUUCCCAUCAUAAAUGCCAAUGAGAAUAACAGUGGAUAUUAUUAUUGUAUUUAUAAUGAUUCACGUUACAACCCAACCCCGUGGUCUGCACCCAGUGAUUCCCUCCAAAUACAGGUUAUCGAUCUCAAGAAGCCUGAAAUAUCCUGGGACACGGAUCCUGAAGACAGAAGUAAAGACAGAUUUACAUGUUUUAUACCUGAACCUCCAGCAGAAUAUCAGCUUCUACGAUGUUUCUUAUAUCAGAACCUGACAACUCCUCUCACAGAUAAAACAUUUAUAGCAAAUUCCUGCAGCUGCUCCUUCUCUAUACCGGUCCAGGAUAUCUCAGAUCUCAGAUGCUUAUAUGUUGUUCAGGUUUCAGAUUCAUUGAAGCGUCAGAUACGAUCACCACUGAGUGACCCUGUGCAACCCGCUGAAGAUCUCAAGAAGCCUGAAAUAUCCUGGGACACGGAUCCUGAAGACAGAAGUAAAGCUAGAUUUAUAUGUUCUGCACCCAACAAUCCUGAGAAAUAUCAGGUUAUACAAUGUGUUCUAUACAACAACAUGGCUUGGCUCGAAGAAAAUAAUGUUGAUACAAAUUCAUUCAGCUGCGCGUUCUCUGUACCGGUCCGGGAUCUCUCAGAGAUCAGAUGCUCAUAUAUUGUUGAAGUUUCACCAAAGCAUCAGAUACGAUCACCACUGAGUGACCCUGCACAACCAGGCGAGUAUUGUAUCCACAAGUUACGAUAA